Seriola aureovittata is the source of this 1407-nucleotide messenger RNA. Its product is annotated as transmembrane protein 271-like. Bases 243 to 1034 code for a protein of 263 amino acids. The transcript is spliced from 2 exons. Lineage: Eukaryota; Metazoa; Chordata; Actinopteri; Carangiformes; Carangidae. The record is from RefSeq and is a predicted model, not a curated record.
AGAUCCAGCUGAUAAACUACAGCCCUUAUAAGAAAAUAUGAAAGGAUGACGUAGAUAUCACAGCACCUAUCGGCGGGGAUGCGAGAGAGACGCCACAGCGGCGAGGAUCGCCCGCUCUGAACCGGAGGAGUCACCGGCAGAUGAUGUCCCAAUGUGAGAGUGCUUCCAGAGGAGACGAAGGAGAGGACGAAGGAGGAUGAAGAAGGGGGGAGAGGGAUCGAGAGCGGCAGAGGUGGAAUAUAAUGAAGUUGAGUGGGAAAGGACUGUGCACCGUCUUCUCCAGCACCCUCCUCUUCGUGUGCGCCCUGAGCGAAGUUGUCGUUGGAUUAAGAUGCGUGUCGCUGGGAUCUACGGUGAAAGCGCAUUUCCACCUCGGCGCCGCGGCCGGGGCUUUCUACUCCGGGCUACUUGUGGGAAUCGGGCAGGUGCUGCUGGGCUCUGCGCUGCUCUGUUGCAUGGAGAAACCCGGCUGCAGGAAUUUCUUUCUCCUCGGUGUUGUGGUCUUCUUGUUAGGGGUCCUCACCGCCUUCUCCGGCGCGGUGGUGGACGGGGACACGGCUUCUCUGGUGGACAGGAAAUAUUCCCAUUACUGCCUCAGUUCUACGGCUGUGAACCCUGCCUGCGAGCAGCUGAGGGAUUACCAGCGGAGUCUGGUCAUCUCCACUGUUCUCAGCACCUUGGAGUGCCUCCUCGGGCUCAUCAACCUGGUGGUCAUCAAAAGGUACAAAACAGCGCAGUUUUCUAGGAGCAGACAGUCUCAGAGACAGAGAGCCGGGGCGAUCCUCUUCAGCGAGGAGCGGGACUGCUCCUCGGCGGAUUUCCAGCCGGUGUCUUACAUCAAUCUGGGUGUUUUUAAUGUGUUUGACGAGACAGGUGCAGAAGUGCAGUGCGGGGGACACCCAUCAAUCGAGCUGCCGGGAUACUCGCCCACGGACCCGGAGCUGAAUCAUUGCUUCCCUUUCUCCUACCCGCUCCCCAGUGAACUGCCGCCCGCAUACGAAGACAUUUUCCCCGCUGAGGCAUGCAACACAUAGCCGCUCUGGAGCAGCCCCAGCAGCGCUCUCCUCUGCUGUGACAAUCAGUGACUUUGUGCUUUAACAGUCCCCCUCUCCUCCUCCUCUUCAACAAAACAACAGUAAGUUACACAGGAGGACAGCAGCAGUGAACUGACCUGACUCCUUCUCAUUCUGAUGUUUUCUUAGGCUACAUCUGUCUGGUAUCUCAUAUUGUUCAUCACCAGUCAGACUGAUGUAGAAGAACAGAUCAAAGUGGUACAGGCCCAGGCAGCGCAGGCAGAUCAAGGCCCAUAAACGCAACAGCUUGCUAGUAUAACAAAAGCAGAGUUUGUGUUUUGAAUGUUUGCUGUUAACAUUUUUACCUGUGAAUAAAAAGUGUAUUUAACCUCAU